Drosophila bipectinata is the source of this 9669-nucleotide messenger RNA. It is a transcript of the gene Itpr, whose product is annotated as Inositol 1,4,5,-trisphosphate receptor. Gene Ontology annotation, cellular component: endoplasmic reticulum; membrane. Lineage: Eukaryota; Metazoa; Arthropoda; Insecta; Diptera; Drosophilidae. The record is from RefSeq and is a predicted model, not a curated record. Gene Ontology annotation, molecular function: inositol 1,4,5-trisphosphate-gated calcium channel activity; inositol 1,4,5 trisphosphate binding. Gene Ontology annotation, biological process: calcium ion transmembrane transport.
UGUAACACUUGUUGCGCGCUUUUGGUCGGACGUGUAUUCGCUGGCGCUGCUCCACGUCGGUCCGCUUUAUCCGCGCUGCGCUGGCACAUCGGUGGAAAAGAGACGACUGUGAAGGGGAGCGGAAGCAACUCUCGGUUUUCGUGCAUGACGCGGCGCCCUGGAAAAUUGCAUUUUCAUACGGUUCGAGCAGCUAAUUUAUCGCCGAAAUAAUGGCCAAUUUAUUGGCCUGAAUGUGGUGGGCGUGGGCCCGAAAAAGUGUCUGGAAAAGUGCGAAAACGCUUGGAAAAUCGGCUAUCGCGUUGUGCGUUUUGUUUGCUUUGCUGCUCUGCCGCGUCGACGCUGCUGUGCUGCCGCUGCGCUUCCCCAAAGUGUGAUUUCGCGGAGGCGGGGGAGGCAAUUGUUGUUGGUGGGUUACACUUUUUUUUUUUUUGCUUUCGCCUCUCUGACUUUAACCGGAAUUGUUUGUCGCGUGUUUUUUACGGCUGUGUCUUAUUGACAACUGAACCUCUGCCGCUGCCCGCGUCUACGCUGACGUCGCUGCCCCCUCAUUGUUAUUGUUAUUGUGUGCGGUUUUGUUAUUUCGCCGUCUUCUUCGCUUUUUUAUUAUUAUUUUCUUCUUCUUUUUGCGGCUAAGUGCGCGCACUCAAGGUGAAAAUAUAUUAAGUUCUUUCGAGUGUUUGCUUGUGAAGUUCAAUUUGAAUAAAAUAAAUAUAAAUUCGAUUUACGAUCGUGUCUAUCAGCAAGCGGAUGAUUCAGCGGCUGCUUCUGUUCCUCUUUUCAUUUUUUGGAUAUUCAGCGAUACAUUGUAGCCCCCGCAGGACCUAACGAGGACGACAAAUCAUUGCAAUUAACUCGCGUAACCGACUGCGCCAAAGGAAACAAAAGCUCCCAGCCGGGAAAAACAGCGAGCGAGCGAGACCAACAGGAGCAGCCACGUGAGGAGCUGCGGGCGGUGGCCCAUUGUUGCGCCACCCGGUGGCAGCCACUCCACACACACUCGCCGCUAAAGACCCGAGACCCCGGUGGACCACCCCUCGGUAUUCUAACCUACAGAAGCCAACAAACAUGGGCGACAAUAUAAUUGGCUCGGCCAGCUUCCUGCACUUGGGGGACAUUGUCUCCCUGUAUGCGGAGGGCAGUGUUUGUGGUUUCUUGAGUACUCUCGGCCUUGUUGAUGAUCGUACAGUCGUCUGCCCAGAGGCCGGGGACUUGAGUUGCCCUCCCAAGAAGUUCAGGGACUGCCUCAUCAAAAUAUGUCCCAUGAAUCGAUACUCCGCACAAAAGCAAUUUUGGAAAGCAGCUAAGCAAUCGGCCAGUUCCAACACGGACCCCAAUCUUCUAAAGCGAUUGCAUCAUGCUGCUGAGAUUGAAAAGAAGCAGAAUGAGACGGAGAACAAGAAGCUACUGGGCACCUCCAUCCAAUAUGGACGGGCUGUAGUGCAGCUACUCCAUUUGAAGUCCAACAAAUACCUGACAGUCAACAAGCGUUUGCCCUCUUUACUGGAGAAGAAUGCGAUGAGGGUCUACCUGGACGCCAAUGGCAAUGAGGGAUCUUGGUUUUACAUCAAACCCUUCUACAAGCUGCGUUCCAUCGGUGACUAUGUGGUAGUGGGCGACAAGGUAAUCCUCAGUCCGGUUAACGCCGACCAACAGAACCUGCAUGUGGCGGCCAACUACGAGCUACCCGACAACCCAGGCUGCAAGGAGGUCAACGUCCUCAACUCGUCCACCUCGUGGAAGAUCUCGCUGUUUAUGGAGCACAAGGAGAAUCAGGAGCACAUACUUAAGGGCGGUGAUGUGGUGCGUCUGUUUCACGCUGAGCAGGAAAAAUUCCUUACCAUGGACGAGUACAAAAAGCAAUACCAUGUCUUCUUGCGCACCACUGGACGCACAAGUGCCACGGCCGCCACAAGUAGCAAGGCGCUGUGGGAGAUUGAAGUGGUGCAGCAUGAUUCCUGUCGAGGUGGUGCCGGAGACUGGAACUCCCUGUACAGAUUUAAGCACCUGGCGACAGGACACUAUUUGGCAGCCGAAGCCGAAGCGGAUAUUGGGAAUUCGUCCCAUGAACCACUUCUGGCAGACUGUAGCAAGGAUUCGGGCAUUGGUUGCUCCACCAUGAACUCCACCGUAAAUGACAAACCCAAAGCCAAGCAGUACCGCUUGGUUUCUGUGCCCUACUCAGCAGACAUUGCCUCAGUUUUUGUCCUGGAUGCCACCACAAUGGCCCGGCCGGACAGCCUAGUUCCGCAGUCUAGUUACGUGAGGCUUCAGCACAUCUGCUCCAACACUUGGGUUCAUGCCACCUCGAUUCCCAUCGAUGCGGAUGACGACAAGCCGGUGAUGUCGAUGGUCUGCUGUUCGCCCAUCAAGGAAGACAAGGAGGCUUUUGCUUUAAUCCCCGUUUCUCCGGUGGAAGUUCGAGACCUGGAUUUUGCCAACGACGCCUGCAAAGUCCUGGCCACAGUAACCAGCAAGCUGGACAAUGGAAGCAUCUCGAUUAACGAGCGGCGGGCUCUAAUCUCGUUGCUCCAAGACAUUGUGUACUUCAUAGCCGGAAUGGAAAAUGAACAAAAUAAAACCAAGGCGUUGGAGUUUACCAUAAAAAACCCGAUACGCGAUCGGCAAAAGCUUUUACGCGAGCAGUACAUCCUUAAGCAGCUAUUCAAGAUCCUGCAAGGACCUUUCCAGGAGCACACUGCUGGAGAUGGUCCCUUCCUGCGGCUGGAUGAGCUAAGCGAUCCCAAGAAUGCCCCCUACAAGAAUAUCUUCCGAUUAUGCUACCGCAUCCUGCGACUCUCGCAGCAGGACUAUCGAAAGAAUCAGGAGUACAUUGCCAAACAUUUUGGUCUGAUGCAGAAGCAGAUCGGAUACGAUAUCCUGGCGGAGGACACAAUCACAGCCCUGUUGCACAACAACCGCAAGCUGCUGGAGAAGCACAUCACAGCCGCGGAAAUCGAGACGUUUGUGGGUUUGGUGCGCAAAAACAUGCACAAUUGGGACUCUCGGUUUCUGGACUACCUCUCCGACCUGUGCGUCUCCAACCGGAAGGCCAUCGCCGUCACCCAGGAGCUGAUCUGCAAAAGCGUGCUGAGCGACAAGAACAAGGACAUUCUCAUCGAGACUCAAGUAAAGGCUCUGCGCAGUGGAUCCACCUCUGCUCGCUGCUACAAGGGAACUACUGAGGAUGUCUGUCUCUCCACUCUCGCCGAGGUGGCUGGCGAUGAUGAGGAUCGCUCAGAUGUCCAGUCCACGUCUACAACAACCACUUGGGACAGUGCUAGCCUAAACGAGGAUGAUAGCUCCUCAACUGUGGACAGAUACGAAAUCCAUUUGAAGUGGACAGGACAACCGACAUCUCGUUCCAUGGCCGAUUUGGCAAACUGUGCGGCAGAUGACAAUGAGCUGGAGGCAUCUAUACUGAACUACUACCGACACCAGUUGAAUCUGUUUUCCAAUAUGUGUCUCAAUCGUCAGUACUUGGCCCUCAAUGAAUUAUCCCCCAGGCUGGAUAUUGAUUUGAUUUUAAAGUGCAUGUCAGAUGAAACAAUGCCAUACGAGCUGCGAGCCUCCUUCUGCCGCCUGAUGUUGCAUCUUCAUGUGGAUCGCGAUCCUCAAGAGCCUGUAACUCCCGUGAAAUAUGCUCGUCUUUGGAGUGAAAUACCCUCCAAAAUGUCCAUUAUGGAUUAUGAUGGCAAAAACCAACAACCUGAUCAAAACAAACAAGCCUGUCGAGCCAAGUUCAACACAACUAUCGCCUUUGUGGAAAACUAUUUGUGUAAUGUUGCAACAAAAGUUUGGCUCUUCACAGAUCAGGAGCAGAACAAACUCACCUUUGAAGUGGUUAAACUGGCCAGAGAUCUGAUAUACUUUGGUUUCUACAGCUUCAGUGAUUUAUUGAGGCUCACCAAAACACUGCUCUCCAUUUUGGACUGCGUGUCUGAUACUUCCUCGGGAGCCUUUGCCAGCACUGAUAUUGAUUCUGUCGAUGAGGAGACAAGCACAGAGGCUGAAGGAGGAGUCCUUCGCUCCAUUGGAGACAUGAACACGGUGAUGACCUCCUUGGCCCUGGGUUCCGUGGGUCAAGCCAUUGCUGCUCCGAGCAUAGCCCUACAGCAGCGCAAGUCUGUUUCCCAGCUAAUGAAGGAAUAUCCUUUGGUGAUGGACACCAAGCUAAAAAUUAUUGAGAUACUCCAGUUUAUUUUGGAUGUUCGCCUAGACUACAGGAUCAGUUGCCUGCUCUCCAUAUUCAAGCGGGAAUUCGAUGAGUCCGAAGUGGCGGCCACUGCUGCCAACAUUGAGACUAGUCUGCAGCAAGCCCAGCAGCAACCACCCCAGCAGCAGUCACCACCCCAGACUCCUGGAAGCGGUAACGAGAGCGAUCCCCUGGUCAGUGCCGAGUCCAUGGCAGCUGCCGCAGCGGCAGCCGCCGCCACCGCCGCACGCCAAAAGAACAUCGACCUGGAGUCGAUCGGGGUGCAGGCGGAGGGCAUCUUCGACUGCGAGCGCAGCGAUGCAGCUAACCUGGACCUGGAUGGCCAGGGCGGACGCACCUUCCUGCGAGUCCUGCUCCACCUGAUCAUGCACGACUACGCCCCACUGGUCUCCGGAGCUCUGCAUCUGCUCUUCCGGCACUUCAGUCAGCGCCAGGAGGUCCUCCAGGCCUUUAGACAGGUCCAACUCCUGGUCUCGGACAGCGAUGUGGAGUCGUACAAGCAAAUAAAGUCCGACCUGGAUAUACUCCGGCAGAGCGUGGAAAAGUCCGAGCUUUGGGUUUACAAGGCCAAGGCCACGGACGAACUGGGAGGCCCAGAUGCUGGUGGGGAUGCGGUCAACGUGGAUUACAAUGCCGCUCUGUCUCAGGAGCAGCGAAACGAGUACCGCAAGGUUAAGGAGAUACUCAUCCGGAUGAACAAGUUCUGUGUCACCACUAUCACUGGUCCGGGUUCAGUGGUGAAGCCGCGAAAGCAUGAACAGCGGUUGCUGCGCAAUGUUGGUGUCCACACCGUAGUCCUCGAUCUUCUGCAGAAUCCCUACGACGAGAAGGACGACGAGCUCAUGAAGGAGCUUAUGUGUCUGGCCCAUGAGUUCUUGCAAAACUUUUGCCUGGGCAAUCAGCAGAACCAGGUCCUCCUGCACAAUCAUCUCGAUUUGUUCCUCAAUCCAGGUAUCCUGGAGGCCAAGACCGUGUGCGCCAUAUUCAAGGAUAACCUAGCCUUGUGCAACGAGGUAACCGACAAGGUUGUCCAACACUUUGUGCACUGCAUCGAGAUCCAUGGUCGGCAUGUGGCUUACCUGCAGUUUCUCCAGACGAUUGUCAGGGCAGAGAAUCAGUUUAUCCGUCGUUGUCAGGACAUGGUGAUGCAGGAACUCAUUAACGCCGGCGAGGAUGUGCUGGUAUUUUACAACGACAAGAGCUCCUUCAACCUCUUCGUGCAGAUGAUGCAGCAGCAGCAGCUCCUCCGCCUUGAGAAGCUCAGCGAUGACAGCCCAUUGAAGUACCACGUGGAGCUGGUGAAGCUCCUGGCAUGUUGCACCAUGGGCAAGAAUGUAUACACGGAGAUCAAGUGCAACAAUCUUCUGUCGUUGGACGACAUCGUGACCAUCAUCUGCCAUCCGCUGUGCAUGCCGGAGGUGAAGGAAGCCUACGUGGACUUCCUCAACCAUUGCUACAUCGACACAGAGGUGGAAAUGAAGGAGAUCUACGCCUCGGGCCAUAUGUGGAACCUCUUCGAGAAAAGUUUCUUGGUGGACAUCCAGCAACUCAUCACAAAUGUCGCCGCUGCGAGCAACAAAACACUACAGUCCUACGUUCUCAAUGGAGUAACAAAUCUUCUGAGCAGCUUUUUUGCCAGUCCCUUCUCAGAUCAGAGUGCCAUUGUGCAAUCCCGUCAGAUUAUCUUUGUCCAACUGCUCCAGGCCGCCCACCGGCUGACCCAGUGCAGGUGGCUUUCCUUGGCAGAUCGCUUCAACGUAGAGAACUGCAUCCGGACACUGACAGAGUCGGCCAAGAUGCGAAGCAUUGCCCUGCCGCCGGAGCUGGAGCAGCAGGUGGCCAGCAUGUCCAGCAAGACAGCCAUGCUGACGCGUCAGACGACCAAGUGGCUGCUGGCCUCUAAGCAGCCCAAGUACGAGGCCCAUCAGUCAGCUAACCUGAUGCGGUGGGAUCGGUCCAUCAUAGAGGGCUUGCAGGAUAUCGUCUCUUUGCUGGAGGAUCAGCUAAAGCCUGUGGUGGAAGCGGAGCUGUCGCUGCUCGUGGACAUCCUAUACCGCUCGGAGUUGCUUUUCCCUGCCGGUACAGAAGCCAGAAAACGAUGUGAGAGCGGUGGCUUUAUUCGAAAACUAAUCAAGCACACAGAGAAGCUGCUGGAGGAGAAGGAGGAGCGCAUGUGCGUCAAGGUUCUGCGAACACUUCGAGAGAUGAUGGCCAUUGAUGUGAACUACGGUGAAAAGGGCGAUGCACUGCGUCAGACGCUUCUCCUGCGAUACUUCCAAAGCAAAAGUGCACCUAAACUUCCUGAGGACGAGCAACCGCAACGAGCGGUAGCUCCGUUGGUGGAUCCCGCUAAGCAGCACCACUUGGUGACCCAUGGUCCGGGGGCCAAAUAUCUCCAGAGGGCUGGGAAAACACUCCAUGAGAUGCAGAACCAUCUCGACAGGGAGGGGGCCUCCGAUCUGGUGGUGGAACUGGUCAUAAAAUCCGUACAUUCGCCAAACAUCUUUGUGGAGGCCGUGGAACUGGGCAUAGCUUUGCUGGAGGGUGGCAAUCCAAUCAUCCAGAAGGGAAUGUUCCAGAAGUUCCUCAGCGAUGACCUCAACCAGGCCUUCUUCAAGGUGUUCUUUGAGAAGAUGAAAGAUGCCCAGCAGGAGAUCAAGUCCACGGUGACGGUAAACACCACCGAUAUAGCGGCCAAGGCCCAUGAGCACAAGCAGGACGCCAAUUUAGAGCUGGACAAGAUAUCCCGAAAGCACGGGCUGAAGAGCAACGGGGUGGUCAUUACGGAGGAGCUGAAGCGGGAGCUGCACAACGCCGGACUCGCUACGGCAAGGGCGUAUGGCAACGCACGAAAUAUCCACUCCGGGGAGGAGAGCUCUGCAAUUAGCGUGAAUCCGUUGGAAGACAUUCUCGCAGAGAAACUGGAAAAGCACAAGGACAGCAAGGAGCAAAGAAACCAGCUAUCCAACAAGGUUUUGGUGAUGCAGCCCAUCUUGCGAUUCCUGCAGCUUCUCUGCGAGAAUCAUAAUCCGGAUAUGCAGAAUCUGUUGCGAAACCAGAACAACAAGACCAACAACAACUUGGUGUCGGAGACCCUCAUGUUCCUGGACUGCAUCUGUGGCUCCACCACUGGUGGUCUGGGGCUCCUCGGCCUGUAUAUCAACGAGCACAACGUGGCGCUGAUUAACCAGACUUUGGAAACCCUUACAGAAUACUGCCAGGGUCCCUGCCACGAAAAUCAGAACUGCAUCGCCACCCACGAAUCGAAUGGCUUGGACAUCAUCACAGCUCUGAUAUUGAACAACAUCAAUCCCUUGGGCGAGAACCGCAUGGAUCUAGUGCUGGAGUUGAAAAACAAUGCCUCGAAAUUGCUGUUGGCCAUCAUGGAGAGUCGAGGCGACAGCGAAAAUGCUGAGCGAAUCUUGUACAACAUGAAUCCCAAGCAGCUGGUGGAAGUGGCCUGCAAGGCAUACCACCAGGAGGAGCUCAUCGACGAGCAGGACGAUGGCGACGAGCCGGAUGCCGGUUCGGACGAUGACGAUGCCACAGUUAGUCCAAGGGAGGUGGGCCACAAUAUCUACAUCCUUUGCCAUCAACUGGCGCAGCACAACAAGGAACUGGCCGGAUUGCUAAAGGCCUCCGAGGACGCCCAGUCAGGCAGCUUUGAUGCCAAGACCAGUCAGGCUCUGAUGUACUACGCGACUCACACGGCACAGAUUGAGAUUGUUCGCAAUGAUCGCACCUUAGAGCAGAUUGUCUUUCCCAUUCCGGAGAUCUGCGAGUACCUGACGACGGACACCAAAAUCAAAAUCCUCAACACCGCCGAGCGGGAUGAUCAGGGCUCGAAGGUGGCAGACUUCUUCGACAAGGCCGAGGAAAUGUUCAACGAGAUGAAGUGGCAAAAGAAACUAAGAAGUCAACCUUUACUCUUUUGGAUAAGCAGUUAUAUGUCCUUGUGGAGCAAUAUUCUCUUCAACUGUGUGGUUGUCAUUAAUAUGAUUGUGGCUUUCUUCUAUCCCUUCGAUAACACGGUUCCAGAACUUAGUUCACACAUUUCUCUGCUAUUUUGGAUCAUAAUGAUAUUCUCGCUGGUCAUCGUAAUAACGUUGCCACGAGAGUCGGGGAUAAGAACGCUUAUUGGCUCCGCAAUCCUGAGGUUCAUAUUUUUGCUGGGACCGGAGUCUACGCUCUGUCUUUUAGGAGUAGUCACGGUUACUCUUAAGAGCGUUCACAUAGUCAGCAUAAUGGGAAACAAAGGAACUCUGGAGAAGCAAUUAAUCAAGAUCAUCACCGACUUCCAGUUACUAUACCAUUGCAUUUAUAUAGCAUUUUGUUUUUGUGGCUUAAUCUUUCAUCCAUUUUUCUAUUCCCUAUUGCUCUUUGAUGUGGUCUAUCGGGAGGAAACGCUGGUCAAUGUCAUCCGAUCGGUGACCCGAAACGGACGCUCCAUUGUUUUGACCGCCGUCUUGGCUCUGAUCUUGGUCUAUCUUUUCUCCAUAAUUGGCUACAUGUUUUUCAAGGACGAUUUCCUGGUCAGCGUGGACUUUGAAGACCAAGAUAACGCCUCUCCGGCAGCUUUGCCCUUGACCCUUUCCGUACCACCAUCAGGAGAAUCGUGCUCAGCUCCAGAUGAGCUGGGCAAUUGUCCGGCAGCCCAGCAGGUGGCACCUCCUAGUGGCGGCGGAGAUGUAAAGGAGCGUUCCUGUGACUCCUUGGUCAUGUGCAUUGUAACCACCCUGAACCAGGGCCUGCGAAAUGGUGGAGGCAUUGGCGAUAUUCUCCGGGCUCCAUCCAGCAAGGAGGGUUUAUUCGUGGCUCGAGUAAUUUACGACCUGCUCUUCUUUUUCAUCGUCAUCAUUAUUGUACUGAACCUGAUCUUUGGUGUCAUCAUCGACACCUUCGCCGAUCUGAGAUCGGAGAAGCAGCAAAAGGAGGCCAUCCUUAAGACAACUUGUUUCAUUUGCUCCCUGAAUCGGUCGGCAUUCGACAACAAGACGGUCAGCUUUGAGGAGCACAUCAAGAGCGAACACAACAUGUGGCACUAUCUGUACUUCAUAGUCCUGGUCAAGGUCAAGGACCCUACCGAGUUCACCGGCCCCGAAAGCUACGUCUACGCUAUGGUGAAAGCGGGCAUCCUCGACUGGUUCCCUCGCCUGCGAGCCAUGUCCCUGGCAGCAGUGGAUGCGGAUGGGGAGCAGAUCGAGCUUCGCAGCAUGCAGGCCCAGCUCCUCGAGACGCAGCUGCUCAUCAAAAACCUCUCCACGCAGCUGCACGAGCUCAAAGAUCACAUGACGGAGCAGCGAAAGCAGAAGCAGCGACUGGGCCUCCUCAAUCCAACGGCCCACCAUCUCCUGCCGUUCCAGUGAGGCUCUCUUUAGGAUUUAUAAAUUAAAACUAGCGUGGGGCACCACUCAACUUUGGCAAACAUUCCCUAUGCACCCAUAUAGAUGUGAACA